GCGAGAUAGAUGCCAAUAUAUCGUCUCGCGAAUUUCACGAGAUAGUGUUGAAACAAUCAAUUAUCAUCGAUUCAUCUUCACUACGCAAUUAGUCUCUGCAAAUGCAAUGAUUAAUGCUGAAACUCCAAAACUUCAUACCAAUUUAGUAUGCAACAACUACCAUAAACAACACUAAUAAGAGAAAGAAAAAGAGGGGUUUGUACCAGAAAAAAAAAACACUCUACAGAAACCGCCAUUUUUAAACGUAACACAGAAUAAAAAGGUCCAUCUUUUUCGACCAAGUGCCAUCAAAAUCCAAUUUUGGAUAAAGUCUCUUUGAAUCCAAGUUUCUCCCUCUUCGGGGGUUGGGUCUAGUACAGUGUCAGUGUCAACCCUACUAAAUUCAUUUCCUUUGGCUUUAACCCCAUUUUCUGCUUCUGCUUCUUUUUAUUCUCAGUAUUCAAAUCUAGGAUUCAAAAACGCUUCCGUACCUACUUAUACCUUCCAUUCCUUCAUUAACAAAUCUACAUUUUCCACAAAGACACUAAUUAAGCUUAGUACUAGCCAGUACCCACCUUUUAGGACCUUUAAACCUGGCUUAGUAUUUUUUUUUUGAUGUUUAUAUCCCUUGUGUAUUUUGUGCUCUUGAGAUGUUUGUUUUUUGUCCUUGCUGAGUUCAUUUUGAAUUGGAAAGAGUUCUUUGAAGUUUGUUUCUUAGAGAGAAGUGGCUGAAGGAGGAAGGAAUAGAAAAUUGUACAAGACUUUGUGGGAGAACAUGAAGCUAUACACUUCAUUGUUGUUUCUGGGUUUGAUUUCCACGCUGUCUUUUGUAGCUUCUGAUACGGUGGCAAAAAAUGAAGUUUCGGCGCUUCAAACCUUCAGAGAAGCUAUCUUUGAUGAUCCACAUCUUGUUUUGUCCAAUUGGAAUACCCUGGUUUCGGAUCCUUGUGAGUGGAAUGGUGUUUUGUGCAAUGGACCUCGAGAUCAUGUCAUCAAGCUAAACAUAUCAGGGUCAGCCUUAAGAGGGUUUCUUGCACCAGAAUUGGGGCAAAUCACCUACUUGCAAGAACUAAUCUUGCACGGAAACAAUCUUAUUGGAACAAUACCAAAAGAAUUGGGCAUGUUGAAAUCUCUCAAGGUGUUGGACUUGGGGUUGAAUCAGUUAUCAGGACCGAUUCCUCGAGAAAUUGGAAAUUUGACCCAAGCAGUGAAAAUAAACCUGCAGUCCAAUGGGUUGACUGGUAGGCUACCCCCAGAGCUUGGAAAUUUGAAAUACCUUCAAGAACUUCGGUUGGAUAGGAAUAAGCUUCAAGGACCUGUUCCUGCUGGUGGAAGUUCUGAUUCAACUAUGCAUGAGAUGUAUGCCUCAAAUGUGAAUUUAACUGGCUUGUGUCGUACGUCUCAAUUAAAAGUUGCAGAUUUUUCAUAUAACUUCUUUGUUGGGAGCUUACCCAAAUGUUUGCGUGUUCCAAGAUCAAGCUUUCAAGGGAAUUGCCUUCAGAUUAAAGACAUAAAGCAGCGGACUUCUGUACAAUGUGCUGGUGCUUCACCUGCCCAGAGCCAUCCAGUAAUGAACCUAAAGCAUCGAGCUGCUGAACAUGUGUCGAAGCAUCAAAGAGCAUCAAAACCUUCCUGGCUUUUGGCUCUAGAGAUAGCGACGGGAGUCAUGGUUGGUUGUCUCUUUUUGAUUGCUAUUUUCACGGCGUAUCAGAGGUUUAACAGCAAAUCAUCUAUCAUCAUUCCUUGGAAAAAAUCUUCAAGCGAGAAAGAGCAUAUGACAGUAUAUAUAGAAUCUGAUGUGUUGAAAGAUGUGACGAAGUAUAGCAGACAAGAUCUUGAAGUGGCCUGCGAAGACUUCAGCAACAUAAUUGGUUCUUCACCAGAUAGUGUGGUCUACAAGGGUACAAUGAAAGGUGGACCCGAGAUUGCUGUAAUUUCCCUCUGCAUUAAGGAAGAGCAUUGGACGGGUUACCUUGAGCUCUAUUUUCAGAGAGAGGUGGCAGACUUGGCAAGGUUGAAUCAUGAGAAUACAGGAAAACUGCUAGGUUAUUGUAGAGAGAGCAAUCCUUUUACCAGGAUGCUGGUUUUUGAUUAUGCUUCAAAUGGGACACUCUAUGAGCACCUACAUUGCUAUGAAGAAGGGUGCCAAUUGUCUUGGACACGGCGUAUGAAAGUUAUUAUAGGCAUUGCUCGUGGACUCAAGUAUUUGCACACAGAAAUUGAACCACCAUUCACUAUCUCAGAGUUGAAUUCCAAUGCUGUAUAUCUUACAGAAGACUUUUCACCAAAGCUGGUCGAUUUUGAAAGUUGGAAGACAAUUCUUGAAAGAUCAGAGAAGAAUUCUGGUUCCAUUGGCAGCCAGGGCUCCAUGUGCCUUCUUUCAAAUUCCGUGGAGGCACGUCGUCUUGACACCAAAGGAAACAUAUACGGCUUUGCAGUACUUCUACUGGAAAUAAUCAGCGGACGACCUCCGUAUUGCAAGGACAAAGGGUACUUGGUGGACUGGGCUAGGGAAUAUCUUGAGAUACCGGAAAUGAUGUCAAGUGUGGUGGAUCCAGAGUUAAAACAUUACAGAGAAGACGACUUGAAAGUAAUAUGUGAGGUGGUAUCUCAAUGCAUCAAUGGUGACCCCAACGGCCGUCCGUCAAUGCGGGAAUUAUGUAGCAUUCUGGAGGGCAGAAUUGACACUUCAAUUAGCGUGGAUCUCAAGGGAUCAUCUUUGGCUUGGGCUGAACUUGCCCUUUCAUCUUAGAUUCAUUUGAGAUUGUGUCAAUGCUAAUGACCAAGUAUAACACAAAGAUUGUCACAUAUACAUUCAACCAGCAUCUAUAACUACUACUAACACUUGUUCUUUUUUCUGACUACUUAAAUUGUCAAUUUUUUCUUUUUCUUUCUUACAUGUAAAUGGUUGCUAAGAAAGGGAAUGGGUGAGGAUUAAUGCAUGACAAGGUGUCAUCAUUGUAUAGCAGUGGUAGGUGAAAUUCCAGAAAUUGAUUAAUGUAAGAAGUUUGUCAGGCUACAAUUGUAUUUUUCGUAUAUUUGUAUACAUUGAGCAUUUUGUUGUA
This is a messenger RNA of Arachis duranensis, 3044 nucleotides long. RefSeq names its product probable LRR receptor-like serine/threonine-protein kinase At1g63430. Gene Ontology annotation, molecular function: ATP binding; protein kinase activity; protein binding. Bases 755 to 2731 code for a protein of 658 amino acids. Lineage: Eukaryota; Viridiplantae; Streptophyta; Magnoliopsida; Fabales; Fabaceae. The transcript has 13 exons. Gene Ontology annotation, biological process: protein phosphorylation. The record is from RefSeq and is a predicted model, not a curated record.